This is a messenger RNA of Echinops telfairi (small Madagascar hedgehog), 1840 nucleotides long. RefSeq names its product patatin like phospholipase domain containing 2 (gene PNPLA2). Gene Ontology annotation, biological process: positive regulation of triglyceride catabolic process; lipid homeostasis; triglyceride catabolic process. Lineage: Eukaryota; Metazoa; Chordata; Mammalia; Afrosoricida; Tenrecidae. The record is from RefSeq and is a predicted model, not a curated record. The transcript is spliced from 9 exons. Gene Ontology annotation, cellular component: lipid droplet; cytoplasm; membrane. Gene Ontology annotation, molecular function: triacylglycerol lipase activity. The annotation marks the transcript as partial.
UUCGCGGGCUGCGGCUUCCUCGGCAUCUACCACAUCGGCGUGGCCUCCUGCCUCCGCGAGCACGCGCCCUUCCUGGUGGCCAACGCCAAGCACAUCUAUGGCGCCUCGGCCGGGGCGCUCACAGCCACGGCGCUGGUCACAGGCGCCUGCCUGGGUGAGGCCGGUGCCAACAUCAUUGAGGUGUCCAAGGAGGCCAGGAAGAGGUUCUUGGGCCCCCUGCACCCCUCCUUCAACCUAGUGAAGACCAUCCGGGGCUGCCUGCUGAAGACGCUGCCCGCCGACUGCCAUGAGCAAGUCAACGGGCGGCUGGGCAUCUCCCUGACCCGAGUCUCUGAUGGUGAGAACGUCAUCAUAUCCCACUUCAACUCCAAGGAAGAGCUCAUCCAGGCCAACGUCUGCAGCACCUUCAUCCCGGUCUACUGUGGCCUUAUCCCCCCUACCCUCCAGGGUGUGCGCUAUGUGGAUGGCGGCAUCUCCGACAACCUGCCCCUCUACGAGCUCAAGAACACCAUCACUGUGUCCCCCUUCUCGGGAGAGAGUGACAUCUGUCCCCAGGACAGCUCCACCAACAUCCACGAGCUACGCUUCACCAACACCAGCAUCCAGUUCAACCUUCGCAACCUCUACCGCCUCUCCAAGGCCCUCUUCCCCCCGGAGCCUAUGGUGCUGCGGGGGAUGUGUAAGCAGGGCUACCGGGACGGACUUCGAUUUCUGCGACGCAACGGCCUCCUGAGUCAGCCCAACCCCCUGUUGGCACUGCCCCCCACCCGGCCCCGCACCCCUGAGGAGGAGGAGGCUGCGGAGGCUGCCGAGGCUGCGGAGAGGGCCCGAGCUGAGGAGCACCUGCAGCCAUCUGGGGAGGACCACAUUCUGGACCACCUGCCCACCAGGCUCAAUGAGGCCCUCCUGGAGGCCUGCGUGGAGCCCAAGGACCUGUUGACCACCUUGUCCAACAUGCUGCCCGUCCGCCUGGCCACGGCCAUGAUGGUUCCCUACACGCUGCCUUUGGAGAGUGCAGUAUCCUUCACCAUCCGCUUGCUGGAGUGGCUGCCGGACGUGCCUGAGGACAUCCGGUGGAUGAAGGAGCAGACCGGGAGCAUCUGCCAGUACCUGGUCAUGCGCGCCAAGAGGAAGCUGGGCAGCCACCUGCCCAGCAGGCUGUCCGAGCAGGUGGAGCUGCGCCGCGCACAGUCGCUUCCCUCUGUUCCACUGUCCUGUGCCGCCUACAGCCAGGCGCUGCCCAACUGGAUGCGCAACAACCUCUCGCUUGGGGAUGCGCUGGCCAAGUGGGAGGAAUGCCAGCGCCAACUCCUGCUUGGUCUCUUCUGUUCGAACGUGGCCUUUCCCCCGGACGCCCUGCGCAUGCGUGAGCCGUCCAGCCAUGCCCCAGAGACCCUGCAGCAACCCCAGGGCUUGCCCCCAAGCUGAUCUGAUUACCGCCUCAUCUUCCCCAGCCCCCGGUGCCAAGGGUGGUACCCCCACUCAGCCUCCCUGCCUGGUGAGGCGGGGCCCUGGGCCGGCCAAGCCCCCCUCUGAAUACAGGUUGCAGAGGGAGGGCUUGGUGCUCCCCUCCCCUCCCCUCAGAGGGGUGCUCUCCAUGACUCCCAGCCCCCUUCCAACAAACCACUCACUGCUGCACUGAGUGGGGAAGAGUGCAGGUGCCCCCUCCCCUACAUGGAUGGCUCCCUCACCUGUGCCUUAACCUCCUCCCCACCUGCCGUGGGCAGUAUUACUCCAGAGAACUUCACCCUGUGCUUCCUCCCCAAUCUUUUUUGCUGAAGGAUGUGUGUCAGAUUUAUUUAUUUUCACCAAAACCGAUUUAAUAAAAGCCACAGCUCAA